Lacerta agilis (Sand lizard) is the source of this 2502-nucleotide messenger RNA. RefSeq names its product transmembrane protein 178B-like. Lineage: Eukaryota; Metazoa; Chordata; Lepidosauria; Squamata; Lacertidae. The transcript has 4 exons. The record is from RefSeq and is a predicted model, not a curated record. Gene Ontology annotation, cellular component: membrane. Bases 28 to 972 code for a protein of 314 amino acids.
GAGGAGGCGGCGGCGGCGGCGGCGAAGAUGGCGGCCGCGGCUCAGGCGCUGAGUUGCUCCGGGCUGCUGCUGGCCGCCGCCGCCCUGGCGCUGCUGGCCGUGGCCAUCGGCACCGACUCCUGGUACGAGACGGACGCGCGGCUGCACCGCGAGCGCUGCCGCAGCUUCGGCCACAAGCGCAACGCCCACAGCAACAGCAACAACAGCGACCCGCCCGGCUCCAUGUCGGCGCCCAGCCCGCACCUGCCGCUCCGAGCCCGCCCGCCCAGGGCCCUGCUCCCCGGGCAAACCUCGCCGCCGCCGCCGCCCUCGGCAGCGCAGCCGCUGCUGCUCCCCGGGGCCGCCGCCGUCGCCGCCGCCGCUUUGGCGCUGGAAUCGCACUGCGGCCGCCGCUUCAACUCCACCGUCUCCGGCCUCUGGCGGCGCUGCCACCGCGCGGGUUUCGAGCCCGACAGCGAGGAGCUCAUCCAGAAAGGAGUCAUACAGCGUUGCACAUCUGUGAAGUAUCACUACACUUCAUCUUCCCUGCCACGCAACUUGCCUGUCAAUAUUACCAACACUAUCCGCCAGGAUGAGUGGCAUGCCCUCCAUCUGCGGAGAAUGACAGCUGGCUUUAUUGGUAUGGCAGUUUCCAUCAUUCUCUUUGGGUGGAUCAUUGGUAUGCUGGGCUGCUGUAAACAGCAUGAGCUCAUGCAAUAUGUAGCUGGACUGCUCUUCCUUAUGGGAGGUACCUGCUGCAUCAUCUCCCUUUGCACAUGUGUGGCUGGGAUAAACUUUGAGCUGUCUCGUUACCCUCGCUAUGUCUAUGGGUUACCAGAGGACAUCAGUCAUGGCUAUGGCUGGUCCAUGUUCUGUGCUUGGGGAGGCUUGGGACUGACACUUCUGGCAGGAUUCUUAUGCACAUUGGCACCCUCUCUCAAUAGCCCCCGGACUGUUGUACAGAAACCCAGACAGGAAAAUGGUACUGUGUGAUGAGAAGGGAGCAAAGGACUCUAGCAAGCACAGGCCAGGCCAGGUCCGGCAGUGGGUUACUGCCAAUAGUGGGGGCAUCUGAAAUUCAUAAAGAAGGGAGGUUCCCACUGCAAACAAACGAAGGAAUUCAGCUGCUAUGUCGAAGACUUGGGGGGGGGGACCCCUCCCUUCCUUUGAUUCUUCAGCCUGCCUGUCUGAUACAACCAACCAAAUCAGGUUAAUUCUUUAUUCCUGGCUUGCCUAAAGGGAACUUUUCUGUUAAAUAGGGUGUAUUGCUGUAGGAUCUGUGUACCAUUUAAGCUGAAUCAGAUUUCUGCUAGGAGCAGAAGCCACUGUGAAUUCCCUUUGGCAUCCUUGUGACUCCAGGGAACUCCAUUUCCAAGAAUCUUUGAGGACCAGUCAGAGGUAAAGACCAAAGGGAAGUCCAGCCAGUCUCAGUAUUCAUAGAAUCAUAGUUGGAAGGGACCCCGAGGAUCAUCUAGUCCAACCUGAAUAUGCAGCCGUCCCACAGAGGGAUUGAACCCGCAACCUUAUCAGCACCACGCUUUAACCAACUGAGCUAUCCUAUUGAUUCUCUUCUGCAGCAGAGACCUGAUGCUGUUACAGGCUUAACACAGCCUACUGCUUCAGCCUUUGACACCAGCUUAAGUGGGGGCUUUAUAGACAUUCAGACAGGAACAUUAGCAAGUUCUUCCUCUGGACCACACAGUAUCUAACCUAUGCCAGUUCUGGAAGCCAAAUAUGUAUAGCAGUAGCUCAUGAAAGGUUACUUCUGGGAUAACACGUAGGGAGUUAGAGCAAGCAGCAAAUAAAUGAGACUUCAGUGCUUGAGGAAUUCUUCCACAAAGGCACCAGGCCUGAGUUAGCGUCAAGAUAACUCACACUUGCAUACAGAAAAGCAUUUUUGGGGAUGGCAGGGAUGGCUGAACCUAAUUAAGUUAUUUAGUCACUUGUGAUAUUCCUGCUUGAAGUAACACAAAGAACAAAACAACAGGUUUCUGGGUGAGGCCAGAAAGUGGACCAGGGCUCCCAUCCUAGAAAUGAUGUUGUCAUAGCAACUGCUGUAAUAGGCAAAUGAGAUCUGCAAGCUGCUUCAAAUCGUUCCAGGCUGAGUGUAGAACUUUACCAUUUUGGAUAAUGAGCACAGAAACUUGAAAAGACAGCCCACUUGGUAGCAUCCUCUUCUAACAGAAAAGGAAGCACUUUUUAUUAAAUGGACUCGGUACGCACGUGAACAACGAGAGCUGGGCCUAACUCAGGAACAUCAACAAUGGUGCUGAAGGGGAGGAACUGGUCUUUCCUCAUUGUACUCCUUUUCUGUCUCCUCAAAAGACUACACAGAAGCCUUUUUUGGAGGGCUGUUUACAUUGUAUUUUUAAGUGGCAUGUAAUUAAUAACUCAGUGCUAAAGUCAAUGUAUUCAUGGAAAGUGUGAUUUUUAAAUGGAAGUUGUAAGUUUCAAGAGGCAUUAAAUUAAAAGGCUUGGUUCCAGUGAGAGGCUGGAGAUUCUCAGCCUUUUGGAUCUCAUUAA